Coccomyxa subellipsoidea C-169 is the source of this 756-nucleotide messenger RNA. Its product is annotated as hydroxyacylglutathione hydrolase. The transcript has 8 exons. NCBI's taxonomy places the organism in Eukaryota, Viridiplantae, Chlorophyta, Trebouxiophyceae, Coccomyxaceae. The coding region runs from base 1 to 756 and encodes 251 amino acids. The record is from RefSeq and is a predicted model, not a curated record. Gene Ontology annotation, molecular function: hydroxyacylglutathione hydrolase activity.
AUGCGGGUCAUCCCAGUGCCAAUGCUUUCGGACAACUACUCAUACCUGAAUGGAGUCACAGCUGCUGUGGAUCCUGUUGAGCCUAGUAAAGUCAUUGAGGCUGCCAAGAAGGAGGGACUGCAGAUCUCAAGUGUGCUGACAACGCAUCACCAUUGGGAUCAUGCUGGUGGUAAUGAGGAGAUAGCAAAGCUCAUUCCUGGCAUAGAGAUCAUAGGGGGAGAGCACGACAAUGUCAGCGCUGCUACAAGACAGGUUGCAAACAAUGAGGACAUUACAGUGGGCGACAUCUGCAUCAGAUGCCUCGAAACACCAUUCCAUACCUUGGGGCACAUCUGCUACCUGUGCAGUGAAGAGGGUACCUCAGAGCGCAACAUUUUCACCGGCGACACUCUCUUCAUUGGGGGUUGUGGAAGGUGCUUUGCUGGGACACCUGAGCAGAUGUAUCAGUCCCUGAUACAGACGCUGUCAAAAUUGCCUUCUGACAUCAAGGUGUGGUGUGGCCAUGAGUACACAGUGAAGAAUCUGGAGUUUGCUGCAGCUGCAGACAAGGACAACAAGGCUGUGGCAGACAAGCUUGAGUGGGCAAAGGCUCAGCGCGCAAAAGGGCUCCCAACAAUUCCCUCUACAAUAGGGGAGGAGCUGGGAUUUAAUCCUUUCCUGCGCAUCUCUCAGCCGCAGAUUGUGGCAUACUCUGGGGGAAGCUCAGACCCUGUUGAGGUCCUCGCAGCACUACGCCGCAAGAAGGACAAAUUUUGA